AUGGUUGAGUCUUCACCCGUGGUUUCCCCCGUCGUUUCCCCCGUCGUGAACGGUGCGGCCGCGUACGACUGGAAAGGCUCCGCUGGAGUUUUAGAAAGAUAUGGAUCGAUUCUCAAAAUGGCAAUUGCACCACGGAACUCGAAAUUGGCGGAGGAUCCCACCUACUGGCAGAUCUUCUCAUUUUACGUGUGCCACUCGGUGCUUGUUGUACUGUAUCUGCUGCUUUUCUGCUACAGACUAUACAACUUUUCUGCCAACAAGCUGAAAUUGAGGUUCCUGAAUCUCACAUAUAACCCUUCGCGUUCUCCGAGUCUAAUUCGCAACGAUGUCGGCAAACUGGCCAAGAUUCCGCGCCAAAUUGCCGCAAUUCUCAACUGCAGAGCUGAGGAAGAGGAGAACGGAGGUGUUGACGGAUUGCUCAAUGACAGCUCCGAGCUGGCAGCAUGGUGCGUUUCUAGUGGUAUUCCAAAUCUUGCAAUAUAUGAAAGAACUGGGACCAUGAAACACCAUAUCCCCGAAUUGCGUCGGGCCGUUUUCCGCAAAUUAACCGCGUAUUUCGGGACAGGAAACGUUCCUUCAUACUCAAUUCGUGUUCCCCAUUUGAAUCUGACCUUCUACGGUGCUUCUGAUGAAUACGAGAAGUCAAAUUCCAAACCCGCGAUCGAAAUUUCACUGCUGAGUCUCGAAGACGGGCGUAACACCAUUGUGGAAAUGACCCGUGUUAUGGCCGAGCUAGCCAAAACUGGAGAGCUGGACGAGAAGAAAGUGACUUUGAAGUUCAUAGAUGAUGAACUGAAGCAGCUCGUUGGCGCUGAGCCCGAUCUAAUCGUCAUGUUUCAGCCGUAUAUCGAUCUCCAAGGCUUUCCACCAUGGCAUAUUCGUCUCAGCGAAAUGUACUGGGAGCCUGACAACGAUGAUGUCACUUAUGCCGUUUAUCUGCGUUCCCUCCAGAAGUUUUCCACUUGCAAAGUCAAUGUUGGCAAGUGA
Messenger RNA from Kuraishia capsulata CBS 1993, 987 nucleotides. RefSeq lists its product as uncharacterized. Lineage: Eukaryota; Fungi; Ascomycota; Pichiomycetes; Pichiales; Pichiaceae. Gene Ontology annotation, cellular component: endoplasmic reticulum membrane; dehydrodolichyl diphosphate synthase complex. The record is from RefSeq and is a predicted model, not a curated record. The transcript has a single exon. Bases 1 to 987 code for a protein of 328 amino acids. Gene Ontology annotation, molecular function: ditrans,polycis-polyprenyl diphosphate synthase [(2E,6E)-farnesyl diphosphate specific] activity.